Molecule: messenger RNA, 1205 nt
Organism: Lotus japonicus
Lineage: Eukaryota; Viridiplantae; Streptophyta; Magnoliopsida; Fabales; Fabaceae
Product: zinc-finger homeodomain protein 11-like
Exons: 1
Coding region: 64-894 (276 amino acids)
Biological process (GO): regulation of DNA-templated transcription; regulation of developmental process
Cellular component (GO): nucleus
Molecular function (GO): transcription cis-regulatory region binding; DNA-binding transcription factor activity
Source: RefSeq, a predicted model, not a curated record
UCCCAAUUCCUCUCUCUCUCUCUCUCUCUCUCUCUCUCUCUCUCUAAUAUCAUUCUUGGAGACAUGGACUUGACCUCCAGCUUAGAUCCAGACACUCAAACCACACCACCACCAACCUACCCCACAUCUUUCACCAACGGCACACACAAGCACACCACCACUGCUCCGCCGCAGCGACCACCAUCCAUGGUGGUUGUUUCCUUCAAGGAAUGCCUAAAGAACCAUGCCGCCAGCUUAGGUGGCCAUGCACUUGACGGUUGCGGUGAGUUCAUGCCCUCUUCUUCCACCAACCCCACUGACCCUCGCUCCCUCAAAUGUGCCGCAUGUGGCUGCCACCGCAAUUUCCACCGCCGUGACCCUUCAGCCCAAACCCCACCACAACCACUCCCUCACCAUGGCAUGAGCCGAAGCACAAGUCCAAGCCUGAGUUCCAGCCAAAGCCCAAGCCCAAUCUCAAGCCCCUCCCCACCACCACUCUCACACAUGCCACCUUCAGCUUCAGCAGUACCCCAAAUGCUCCUAGCCCUUGGCACCGCAUUUUCAACACCCCCUGAGAACCCAACUGCGAAGAAGAGGCAGAGAACGAAAUUCACCAUGGAGCAGAAGGAAAAGAUGCAGAGCUUCUCUGAGAAAUUGGGAUGGAGAAUGCAGAAAGAUGAUGGAUUGGUCCAGAAAUUCUGCAAUGACAUUGGAGUCUCCAGAGGGGUGUUCAAGGUUUGGAUGCACAACAACAAGAAUAGCUUUAGAAGGAGAUCACAAGAUCAGGGAGAUGCUCCUCCUCCUCCUCCUCAAACUGAAAAGAAUCAUGGUGGUUGCUUUGAUAGUGAUAUUAACAAUAAUGACAUUCACAUGAAUCAAGAUCACUCUACUGUCAAUGUUCAUUUCUCAUCUUAAUCUUCAUUUUGCUGUCACAUUUUCCUCUUGAUUACAUUUUAAAUGACUUAGCUGUAAUUUUUAUAGAUGUUAAUAUUAAUUAUUGCAUGCCUACUUAUGUUAAAAUCAUUCAUCUCUCAGAAUGCCCAUACUUGUUGGUCCAUUAUACGAGCUUUAUCAACUUUGGGAUGGAGCUUAUCUGCAGUUUUGUCGUUAUUCAUUUAUGGGGAUCUCCUACUUUUGCAGGAUUUUAUCUUGGAGAUAAUGCUAUUGAUGCGUCUAGUGAAUAGUGAUUCUUUUUGUUAAUGGUGAUCUGAAUAGUGAUUCAUUGA